Messenger RNA from Erinaceus europaeus (western European hedgehog), 3726 nucleotides. It is a transcript of the gene FBXO34, whose product is annotated as F-box protein 34. Bases 440 to 2566 code for a protein of 708 amino acids. The record is from RefSeq and is a predicted model, not a curated record. The transcript has 2 exons. Gene Ontology annotation, molecular function: protein binding. Lineage: Eukaryota; Metazoa; Chordata; Mammalia; Eulipotyphla; Erinaceidae.
GGGUGAGGAAGUCGUGCCGGAGGAGGGGGUCGCCUCGCUCUGGCCGCGCCCGCCCGGGCUCGGCCACUCUGCCCCUGCCUGUCUAGGCGCAGGUGAGCUGGCGCCCGCCCUUCACCUUCCCGGGGAGCCGGCUGGGCUGAGGCUUGUCUCGCCUCCGGCUGGCGCGACUCGACUGCGGCUCGGCUGGGUCCGCGCGAUGAAGUCAUAGUGCUGCGGGUCCGCGCGACCGUGACGUCAGGGGGUUCCGGGAGCGGGACUGUGAUGUCACUGAAGGCCCUGCGGGGCCCUUGGCGCGGAAGGCCCCCCCCCCCCCCCCCCCCCCCGCCGCACUCCCCGAACCGAGCCUGAGGAAGUCUGGAAACCCAACGCCCGGAAUCGCAGCGGGUUUGAAUCGAAAGUUCGGGAUCAUCAUUUUAAAACCAUUUGAACAACCUCUGUUAUGCACCUAAAGCCAUAUUGGAAACUCCAGAAGAAGGUUCGACCUCUACAAAUCAGCACGGAAACUGUGAGAACACCUUUGAGCCACCAAAAGGUUAUGCAUGAUGAAAAAUGCAAAGCUAGCUACAUGAAGCCAGGUGUCUUUUCUGCAUCCUCUCUCGGGAAAGCAUCAUCUCGAAAGCCUUUUGCAAUCCUUCCUCCAAAUGUUUUGUGCAGUAUGAGUGGGAAGAGUCCAGUGGAGAGCAACCUGAAUGUUAAUGCCAAGAAGAAUGCGCCAUCUGCCACGAUCCACCAGGGUGAAGAAGGGGAAGGGCCGCUUGAUAUCUGGGCCGUUGUGAAACCAGGAAAUACCAAGGAGAAAAUUGCAUUCUUUGCAGCCCACCAGUGUAGUAAUAGGAUAGGAUCUAUGAAAAUAAAAAGCUCCUGGGAUAUUGAUGGAAGAGCUACCAAAAGAAGGAAAAAAUCAGGGGAUCUUAAAAAAGCGAAGAUACAGUUAGAAAGGAUGAGGGAAGUCAACAGCAGGUGCUACCAGUCUGAGCCUUUUGCAUGUGGUAUCGAGCACUGUUCUGUACAUUAUGUGAGUGACAGUGGGGAUGGUGUUUAUGCCGGGAGGCCUCUGUCUGUCAUACAGAUGGUUGCUUUCCUUGAGCAAAGAGCCAGUGCUCUUCUCGCUAGUUGUACAAAAAACUGUAGUAGCUCACCUGCUGUGGUAAGAUUUUCAGGGCAAUCCAGAGCUUCUGAAUCCUUCUCUGCCCCAGGAGCUGGUGAUGAACCCAUAGAGAGGGGUAAUCCUGAGCCUGGUGAGCCACAGAGUGAGCCAGUCCGUGUCCUUGACAUGGUAGCCAGGCUUGAGUCUGAAUGUCUGAAGCGCCAGAGCCAGCGCGAGCCUGGAAGCCUCUCAAGGAACAACAGCUUCCGUAGGAAUGUGGGCCGGGUGCUGCUUGCAAGUGGCAUCCAGGCCAAUGAAGGCAAAGCAAACAAAGACACUUUGGAGGCUCCUGACUCUCAGGUGAAUCCUGUGGGGCCUGUAUCUGUAGACUGUGACCCCUCUAGAGCUGACUAUUGUUCCCCUAAGGGGGGCCAGGCCUGGGACAGUGCACCUCAGGGCUGUCCACUGCCAGCAAAUGUGAGUUUCCAUCCGGACAGUGCAGAGUUAGAACCAGAUCAGCAAAGUGCUGUGAAAAACAGUGAGAGAUACGAUGUGGAAAUGACGGAGGAACUUACUGGGUCAGCUUUUCCUUCUUGCCCUUGUCCCCAAGCCAUUGAGUUGCCCGCAGAUGCUGUUGAAUGUAUGAGUAGAGAGCUUACGCCACAUACUAGCCAAAAUCCUGAUCAAAGAAGAAAAGAAUCUUUGUGCAUUAGUAUCACUGUGUCCAAGGUAGAGAAAGACCCGCCUUCCAGUUUAAAGACCUAUGAAGACCCGCUUCCAGGGAUGUUGUUCUUUCUGCCACCUAGUCGGCACCAGUCAGACUGUUUGCAGUUGAAUGAAAGCGCAACAAAAGAGUCUUCCAAAGCCAGCCAACUUGAAGAUGUUGCUGAGGGUGACAGUGCAUCUGAGGGAAAAAGCCUUUCAGCUGAUUCAUUUGGCGCUCUGGCCUCACCUGCGGAAAAUGCACUGCCACUGCUUGAGGCAGCCAGUUGGAAGAAGCAGGUGUCUCAUGACUUUUUGGAGACCAGGUUUAAAAUCCAGCAACUUUUGGAGCCUCAGCAGUACAUGGCUUUUCUGCCCCAUCACAUUAUGGUGAAAAUCUUCAGGUUACUUCCCACCAAGAGUUUAGUGGCUCUUAAAUGUACCUGCUGCUAUUUCAAGUUUAUCAUUGAAUACUACAACAUCAGGCCAGCAGAUUCUCGCUGGGUCCGAGAUCCACGCUACAGAGAGGAUCCUUGCAAGCAGUGCAAGAAAAAAUAUGUGAAAGGGGAUGUGUCACUGUGCCGGUGGCACCCGAAACCCUACUGCCAGGCACUCCCCUAUGGGCCGGGGUACUGGAUGUGCUGCCACAGGUCCCAGAAGGGCUUCCCUGGCUGUAAGCUGGGGCUGCAUGACAAUCACUGGGUCCCUGCUUGCCACAGCUUUAAUCGGGCGAUCCACAAGAAAGCAAAAGGGACUGAAACUGAAGAGGAAUACUAAAGUCUGUGUGAGAGAUGACAAAGGGACAAUCUCUUAAACUGCAUAACGCCCCCAGCUGUGCUGUCCAAGCAAGUUUUGCCUCUCAGAGCCAUCACUGUAGGAGAAAUCUGUGCUUAUUUCAUCAGGACUGCCUUUGCUCAGGCAUUUUUUUUUAACUCUUAAUUUAUCAGUUGUACAAGAAAAUUGGUCUCGUUGUUUUAUAGUGGCAUCACACAUUUGAUCCAGGGUGAGAUUAUUACACAGUUUGAUUUACUUGGCUGUGAGUGCCUGUUUUCCCAGAUCCAAUUCAUCUUCAAAGGAUGAAGACUUGCACUUUCAAGGACAUUCAGAAGAAUUCAUGGCAGACUAUACAGACAUCCCCACCACCACCCCCCAAAAAGGUUCCAGAAAUGUUUUGAGUACUGGUACCAUAUUUGACAUAAGUGAAUAGUGUCCUAUGGGGGAAAAAAAAAAUCACAGUCUUGGAUGAAAAGUAUGCUAACAAAGGAAAAGUCAGGCACCUUCCCUUAGACCUUGUAUGUUUGAUCCUGUGAGAUUGAUGUUUGUGGUUGGAGAUGGAUUUCAUGCCCUGUGGUGUUUACAGUGUAUAUAGUGGUGUGUUUUCAUAGGGCUAUGGAAAGUGCACAUUAAACCUGAGCGCCUUUACCUUAGAUGAGUGCUUUUUGCCCCUGUGUAAAUAACACUAUUAAAUUCCAGUUAUACAUAUUGGAUAGCUGACCGAAUAUAAUCACCACAAUGCAGCUUGGAUAGUGUUGCGGCUACAGUUGUGUGAAUUUGGGGUUGUUGUUUUGUUUUGCUUUUUUUGUUAUUGUCCUGUCUCAAAUUUGUACAUCCUGUAUAAAUAUGAAUGUUUCCAAAUAAACUAUGAAUGUUUUCCUGUAUAAUAUAUGAAUGUUUCUGAGAAGAAACUCUAAAUAGUUAUGAAGUUAACCUGUUGAAAGGAUACCAAAUAAUGGUUUAACUGGACAAACUUAAAAAUUAGCAUAGAGAGCAAUCCUUUGUUAUAUUUUAGUGAUAUAUCAAGAAUGAGAGAAUAAUUAUAUAGUCAGAUUAUAACAUUCUUGUCUACUUUAUUCUUCCUUAUGUCUGGUUACAAUUUUUUUUAUUUCAAUAAAAAUAUGCAUCUUAAAUGGAACCUGAAUUUUGCAGGGUUUUUUUUU